This is a messenger RNA of Brassica napus (rape), 9313 nucleotides long. RefSeq lists its product as uncharacterized. The transcript has 2 exons. NCBI's taxonomy places the organism in Eukaryota, Viridiplantae, Streptophyta, Magnoliopsida, Brassicales, Brassicaceae. The record is from RefSeq and is a predicted model, not a curated record. The coding region runs from base 6997 to 7344 and encodes 115 amino acids.
UCCCAUCUAAGAUAACCUUUUUUUCCUUAAAAUUUAAAGAGUUCAAUUUUAUCAGCAAAAGAGUUAUAAUCAAACCGAGAAUUAACAACAUGAUUGUUGUGGGUUUUAGAAGUUGUAGUUUGAUUGAUCCUUGAAGGAUUUGGUGGCUUGGGCUCGACAUACACAGCUCCCUGAGCUGCGGUCUGUUGGCUCAAUGUGGCCUUUAGUUUUUGGCCGUGUCCCGCCUCUUCCAUUGCUUCCUGAAAACAAUCUCAAAGAGCAAGUGAAAGUAUGAGAAGUUAUGGUAGAACCAAAAUAAGACAAAUGCAAUGAUGCAAUUUAACUAAACCGAGAAAAUAUGCAAAUAUGAACCAAUAUGAAAUAACUAUGCAAUAAAUAAUUUUUCUUUUGGUUUUCUGAAUUUAAACUCGAAAUUAAACUAUAUGAUAUGAUAAGAAACACAAAUGGAAAGAAAAUAUGGAAAUUAAACUAACACUGAUUUUUUUUUGAAUUUUCUUUAGAUGCAACAAUUAAACCAACAAUAUGCAAACAGUAAUAACUAUGCCCUUAAAUAAUUUUUUUUAAUGCAAGCACUAUGAAUACAAUAUGAAAUGAUAAUAAACACUAUGGAAAGAAAUAUGAAAUGCAAAACUAACAAUGAUGAUUUUUUUUUUUUUUGAGUUUUCUUAUGCAAGUAACCGAAAAUGGAAACAAAUAUGUAUGCUUGAACCCAAAAUGAUAUAAACUAAGCUGAAUGAUUUUUAUUUUUGAAUGCCAAUAACAAACUUAUGAAACAAAUAUGGUAUGCACGAAAUUUAAUAAAAUGCUAUGCCUUUUUAUUUUUUUAUUUUUAUGCAUCCAAACAAGAAACAAAUAUGGAAUGCAGAUUUUUUUUUUGACUUUUCUAAAAUGAAUGCACAAAAUCUAAAAAUGGUAAGUGGAGCUGGGGAAUAAAUGCAAACAACCAGGGCCGGCCCUUGGCUAAAGUGGGUAAAGCCCUUGCUUUAGGCGCCAAAAUUAUGUUAUAUAUUUUAGGGACAUUGGUUUAGCUAAAAACGACAGUAUUGUAAUGGUUGGUGCUAUAAUUUGUGUUACGGAAGUUGUGGUUUUGAUUCUAUACUCUUAUAUUUUUAUAGGGUAUAUAUUUUAGUGAUGGAUCUAAAUUUUUUGGGCUUUAGGCGCCACAUGGUGCCGGACCGGACCUGAAAAGAACUAGUCAAGAAUUUCAAAAUAAUUUUGUGUAUAAAAUGCAAGAAACUUCUUCUCUUUUGUUUUCUUUUCUUAAAAACAAUAACAAUGCAAAAACUGUUUAUAUGGAUUUUUUGGUUUAUGAAUGGAAAAACAAAUGCAAGCAAGUACGAAUGAUGCAAGGAUAGAUGGACAUGAUUCAGGAGCUUGAGCUCUGAUACCAAUUGUUGCAGGCUGGAAAUCAGGGAUGGCAAGAUGGUUGAUGGAAGCUUGAUGGAUCGACCAAAAAUAUGAUCGGAUGGGCGAUAUGAUGGAAUGCAAGUUAUGAUCCUGAAAACAAAUGCAAAAACAAAUGAGAUGUGAUUUCUAAUAUGAUAAAACAAGAUAAAUAAAGAUAGAUAAGAUGGAAUUAGGCUGCUGGUCGUAUGACACUCUCAGCCUAAUCAGUUGAUGAUUGAAGUGGAUUGAGAUGGUGCUUUGCUUGCUGGAUGUGUAUCACUCUCAAGCUUGGCAAACGAAUUGGAAUGGAAGGAUGGUGGAUUGAGUACGCCACAAGACUCUAUGGAAAGGAGCCUUGAUAAGUCAAGGUGCUUUGGAGCUGUUUCACAAAAACUCAAAAGACUUAGAAUAAUAGUUUUAAGAAAACUAGAAAACUGAUUAUUUCAUAUAACUUUCAAAAUUGGGAUACUUUACAAUGGACAAACGACCUGAGCUUUAUAGGCUUGACUAAGGGGACUCUAGACAAGACCAAACGGUCAUAAUCAAUAAAAGGAAAGCUAAUAAACUUGAAAAUAAAGUUUGGUCUUCAAUGAAGAUGAUCUUGGAGGAAUAUGGCUGUUGGAAUGAGAUUUGCUUGGCCAUAAAUGGGGAACUUGAUUCUUCUUGAACCUGGACGGUUUGAGAGGAUAUGAAAGCUUCCUGGGAAUCUUCUUGAUGGCUUGAUAUGUGCUGAAGUCGUGCACAACUUGUUUAGGAAGUAGCUGUUGGAGAUUUAUUGCCAAGGACUCCAAAUAUAGCAAGUUGAAGCAAGAGUUAGAGUAGAUCCGCCUGAUCCACUGGGUGCUGGUGUAUUGCAGGAAGUCUUGGACGUCUUCUGGUUGGCUUAGAGUGUCUCCUGGUUUCCAAAAAUAGGUUUGGGUCGGACCAAAUCGAAUUGGUUGAGAGCUUUCCAUAAACAAUGUCGGUUUGGCCAGUUUUGGGAAAUUGAGCAACCCAAGUAGAACUUCUGGUUGGAUUGGAUUUCUGGAUUGGUUCAUCUUGAUAUGGAAUCCUAAAAGGCCCUCCUUAACAUAAAAAAUGGCCUCAGUCGAAGCCUCUUCAUGGUUGGACUUGUAUGGACCGAAAUGUGACUGAUCUGCUCCAAUGGAUGUUGAGAAGAUGGCUUGACUUGUAAAAUCCAUAACUUUCUUUUCCGUGAAGAUAUUGUUGAAAUUCCAAGCCACAAUGACUCCAUAUUGAGUUAGAUCGCUUUUAAAAUUGGAUUCAUGGAAAAAUUCCAUCUGGUCGUUGAGAUAUUCUCUUUGGACUGAACCUCUGUCGCUGGCAUCUCCAAGGUGGCCGGUUUGGACAGCUUGGUUGAUCUCUGGCACUGAAAUAUAUCUUGAUAAUUUAAAACAAAAAUCUAAAAAAACAUCUAAUGUUUUACCUUUGAAACCUUAGAGUUUAAUAGUACAUGCUAAAAUAAUGACUUGGAGAAAAUAAUAUUUUGAAUACUCAUGUUGUCGACGAUUUUGUAAAUACGAUCAUUUAUAAAGAAAAUAAUGAGACUGGAUGUAAUCACGAAAAAUAACAAUAUCCUAUGACUAGUAAUAAGUAGAUAAUAACUUAUAACAAUGAUAUAAGGAUGGAGCGUAUAGAUUUGAGUUUUAGAUCGAUCACAAAAGUUCUGGAAAACAAUUGUGCACAUUUUUUAUUUCAUUUUUAACAAUAUUUAGAUUUGGCUUCAAAAUUUUUAACAGAUUACAACCCUUUCAUUUUGGCAUUUAAUAGUUUAAUUCAAAUAUUUGUUUUGUCAGUUCCAGUUUCCGUUCUAAGAAAUUAUAUCUAUAUAAUCUAUAAACUAGUUAUGGUUUAACUAUAGAAUUUGUUUUAGUAGGAAAUUCUUACAACAUAAGGAUACGCGUUAUAGGACAAUUCAUACUCGAUUAAAUUCACAUUCUUAAACCAAAAUUUCUGUAAAAUGAUGGAGCUUGUUAACAUUUACAGAAAAUAAAGAAUAGGUAUAAACAAGGUUUAAAUUCGAUUGGUAGUUUAUUUCUUAACAACAAAAUAACUUAAAACAUCAAUAAUUUAGAAAUAUGUUAUUUUGAUAGUAUUUAGUUUAAAUAAUAAAUAUAUUUUUUUCUAUAAAUUUUCUAAAUAUGUUAGAAAAAACUCUUAUUAACGGUCACAUUUUGUUUAACGUUAAACUGCAUUAAUUAAUUUGUUAUGUUCACUUCAAAAUACGUUUAGUUUGUGUUUGAGUGUUUAAUCUCUUAUAAAUAUGAGACAAAAUUUCAUUUUAAAAUACCAGAUACAAACAUUUUAAUAUAUUAUAUUAAUAACAUUUGCCACUUAUUUUGAAAGCAUUGGCAAAAUGGCUCACACUUCCUCCCGAACUACUAUCGUAUUCAUUGUUGUUGCUUUGGUUUGUGCAUUCGUUCCUGCAUUCUCUGUUGAAGAAGCUGAAGCAAAAUCACCAUGGGAUACAUGUCUUCUUAAAAUCAGUCCAAAAUGUGCGUUGGAUAUAAUUGGUGUUAUCUUCGAAAAUUUAACCAUCACUGAUGCAUGCUGUCAUGAUCUUGUUCAAGAAGGAAGAAUGUGUCACGAUACUCUUAUCAAAUAUAUUGCUAGGAAGCCACAAUUUGUUGCCCACGAAACAGAGUAUUUGACGAAAAGUGAUGCUUUGUGGACUCAUUGUGUCUCAAUUUCUCAAACUGCUUAAUAAUAUGUUAUGCAUGUAUUGUUCUGAUUAACAAAAAUUGUAUUCAACUAUCGUUAAAUUUUCUUUGAUCAAAAAUCGUGGAUCAAACAACAUGCAAUAUAAAACGACCAUCAAGUGAAUCUCAUUCUAAAUGAAUCAAUACAAAUAUUAACUCAACUGAAAAACAAUGCGCUAUCCAUACAAGAUUGUUAAACUAAUAACAAAACAUAUAUGAAUAAUUUCCAAAAAUAUUGCUUAUUUAGUUUGAUUUAACGUAUCUUUAAUUUUAAAAUUUAAUUUUCAUCUAAGAUGUCAAUCAUUAUUUUUACAUACUGAAAAAUAUCUUGAUAAUUUAAAACAAGAAGCUUAAAAAAUAUCUAAUGUUUCCCCUUUGAAACCUUAGAGUUUAAUAGUACAUGCUAAAAUAAUGACUUGGAAAAAACAAUAUUUUGAAUGCUCAUGUUGUCGACGAUUUUGUAAAUACGAUCAUUUAUAAAGAAAAUAAUGAGACCGGUUGUAAUCACACAAAAUAACAAUACCCUAUGACUAGUAAUAAGUAGGUAAUAAAUUAUGCCAAUGAUAUAAGGAUAGAGCGUAUGGAUUUGAGUUUUAGUUCGAUCACAAAAGUUUUGGAAAACAAUUGUGCACAUUUUUUAUUUCAUUUCUUACAAUAUUUAGAUUUGGCUUCAAAAUUUUUAACAGAUUACAACCCUUUAAUUUUGGCAUUUAACAGUUUAAAUCAAAUAUUUGUUUUGUCAGUUCCAGUUCCCGUUCUAAGAAAUUAUAUCUAUAUAAUCUACAAACUAGUAAUGGUUUAGCUAUAGAAUUUGUUUUAGUAGUAAAUUGUUACAAAAUAAGGAUACGCGUUAUAGGACAAUUCAUACUCGAUUAAAUUCACAUUCUUAAACCAAAAUUUCUGUAAAAUGAUGGAGCCUGUUAACAUUUUCAGAAAAUAAAGAAUAGGUGUAAACAAGGGUUAAAUUCGAUUGGUAGUUUAUUUCUUAACAACAAAAUAACUUAAAACAUUAAUAAUUUAGAAAUAUGUUAUUUUGAUAGUACUUAUUUUAAAUAAUAAGUAUAUUUGUUUCUCUAAAUUUUCUAAAUAUGUUAGAGAAAACUCUUAUUAACGGUCACAUUUUAUUUAACGUUAAACUGCAUUAAAUAAUUUGUUAUGUUCACUUGAAAAUACGUUUAGUUUGUGUUUGAGUGUUUAAUCUCUUAUAAAUAUGAGACAAAAUUUCAUUAUAAGAUACCAGUUACAAACAUUUUAAUAUAUUAGAUUAAUAACAUUUGCCACUUAUUUUGAAAGCAUUGGCAAAAUGGCUCACACUUCCUCCCGAACUACUAUCGUAUUCAUUGUUGUUGCUUUGGUUAGUGCAUUCGUUCCUGCAUUCUCUGUAGAAGAAGCUGAAGCAAAAUCACUAUGGGAUACAUGUCUUCUUAAAAUCAGUCCAAAAUGUGCGUUGGAUAUAAUUGGUGUUGUCUUUGAAAAUUUAACCAUCACUGAUGCAUGCUGUCAUGAUCUUGUUCAAGAAGGAAAAAUGUGUCACGAUACUCUUAUCAAAUAUAUUGCUGAGAAGCCACACUUAGUUGCCCACGAAACAGAGUAUUUGACGAAAAGUGACGCUUUGUGGACUCAUUGUGUCUCAAUUUCGCAAACUGCUUAAUAAUAUAUUAUGCAUGUAUUGUUCUGAUUAACAAAAAUUGUAUUCAAAUAUCCUUAAAUUUUCUUGGAUCAAAAAUCGUGGAUCAAACAACAUGCAAUAUAAAAUGAACAUCAAGCGAAUCUCAUUCUAAAUGAAUCAAUACAAAUAUUAACUCAGCUGAAAAACAGUGCGCUAUCCAUACAAAAUUGUUAAACUAAUAACUAAACAUAUAUGAAUAAUUUCAAAAAUAAUUGUUUAAUUCGUUAGAUUUAACGUAUCGUUAAUUUUAAAAUUUAAUUUUAAUCUAAGAUGUCAAUCAUUAUUUUUACAUACUGAAAAAUAUCUUGGUAAUUUAAAACAAGAAGCUUAAAAAAUAUCAAAUGUUUUCCCUUUAAAACCUUAGAGUUUAAUAGUACAUGCUAAAAUAAUGACUUGGGGAAAACAAUAUUUUGAAUGCUCAUGUUGUCGACUAUUUUGAAAAUACAACAGGAUCUAAUCACAAAAAAUAACAAUACCCUAUGACUAGUAAUAAGUAGAUUAUAACUUAUGCCAAUGAUAUAAGGAUGGAGCGUACGGAUUUGAGUUUUAGAUCGAUCACAAAAGUUUUGGAAACAAAAUUGUGCACAAUUUUUAUUUCAUUUUUUACAAUUUUUAGAUUUGGCUUCAAAUUUUUUAACAGAUUACAACCCUUUAAUUUUGGCAUUUAAUAGUUUAAAUCAAAUAUUUUUUUUGUCAGUUCCAGUUCCCGUUCAAAGAAAUUAUAUCUUUAUAAUCUAUAAACAAGUAAUGGUUUGGCUAUAGAAUUUGUUUUAGUAGUAAAUUCUUACAAAAUAAGGAUACACGUUAUAGGACAAUUCAUACUCGAUUAAAUUCACAUUCUUAAACCUAAAUUUCUGUAAAAUGAUGGAGCCUGUUAACAUUUACAAAAUUAAAGAAUAGGUAUAAACAAGGGUCAAAUUCGAUUGAUAGUUUAUUUCUUAACAACAAAAUAACUUAAAACAUUAAUAAUUUAGAAAUAUGUUAUUUUGAUAGUACUUAGUUUAAAUAAUAAGUAUAUUUGUUUCUCUAAAUUUUCUAAAUAUGUUAGAGAAAACUCUUAUUAACGGUCAGAUUUUAUUUAACGUUAAACUGCAUUAAUUAAUUUGUUAUGUUCUUAGUUUGUGUUUGAGUGUUUAAUCUCUUAUAAAUUUGAGACAAAAUUUCAUUCUAAAAUACCAAAUACAAACAUUUUAAUAUAUUAUAUUAAUAACAUUUGCCACUUAUUUUGAAAGUAUUUGCAAAAUGGCUCACACUUCCUCCCGAACUACUAUCGUAUUCAUUGUUGUUGCUUUGGUUUGUGCAUUCGUUCCUGCAUUCUCUGUAGAAGAAGCUGAAGCAAAAUCACUAUGGGAUACAUGUCUUCUUAAAAUCAGUCCAAAAUGUGCGUUGGAUAUAAUUGGUGUUGUCUUUGAAAAUUUAACCAUCACUGAUGCAUGCUGUCAUGAUCUUGUUCAAGAAGGAAAAAUGUGUCACGAUACUCUUAUCAAAUAUAUUGCUGAGAAGCCACACUUAGUUGCCCACGAAACAGAGUAUUUGACGAAAAGUGAUGCUUUGUGGACUCAUUGUGUCUCAAUUUCGCAAACUGCUUAAUAAUAUAUUAUGCAUGUAUUGUUCUGAUUAAAAAAAAUUGUAUUCAACUAUCCUUAAAUUUUCUUUGAUCAAAAAUCGUGGAUCAAACAACAUGCAAUAUAAAACGACCAUCAAGUGAAUCUCAUUCUAAAUGAAUCAAUACAAAUAUUAACUCAGCUGAAAAACAAUGCGCUAUCCAUACAAGAUUGUUAAACUAAUAACAAAACAUAUAUGAAUAAUUUCAAAAAAUAUUGCUUAAUUAGUUUGAUUUAACGUAUCUUUAAUUUUAAAAUUUAAUUUUCAUCUAAGAUGUCAAUCAUUAUUUUUACAUACUGAAAAAUAUCUUGAUAAUUUAAAACAAGAAGCUUAAAAAAUAUCUAAUGUUUCCCCUUUGAAACCUUAGAGUUUAAUAGUACAUGCUAAAAUAAUGACUUGGGAAAAACAAUAUUUUGAAUGCUCAUGUUGUCGACGAUUUUGUAAAUACGAUCAUUUAUAAAGAAAAUAAUGAGACUGGAUGUAAUCACGCAAAAUAACAAUACCCUAUGACUAGUAAUAAGUAGAUAAUAACUUAUGCCAAUGAUAUAAGGAUGGAGCGUAUGGAUUUGAGUUUUAGAUCGAUCACAAAAGUUUUGGAAAACAAUUGUGCACAUUUUUUAUUUCAUUUUUUACAAUAUUUAGAUUUGGCUUCAAAUUUUUUAACAGAUUACAACCCUUUAAUUUUGGCAUUUAAUAGUUUAAAUCAAAUAUUUGUUUUGUCAGUUCCAGUUCCCGUUCUAAGAAAUUAUAUCUUUAUAAUCUACAAACUAGUAAUGGUUUAGCUAUAGAAUUUGUUUUUGUAGUAAAUUCUUACAAAAUAAGGAUACGCGUUAUAGGAAAAUUCAUACUCGAUUAAAUUCACAUUCUUAAACCAAAAUUUCUGUAAAAUGAUGAAGCCUGUUAACAUUUACAGAAAAUAAAGAAUAGGUAUAAACAAGGGUUAAAUUCGAUUGGUAGUUUAUUUCUUAACAACAAAAUAACUUAAAACAUUAAUAAUUUAGAAAUAUGUUAUUUUGAUAAUACUUAGUUUAAAUAAUAAGUACAUUUGUUUCUCUAAAUUUUCUAAAUAUGUUAGAGAAAACUCUUAUUAACGGUCACAUUUUAUUUAACGUUAAACUGCAUUAAAUGAUUUGUUAUGUUCAAUUGAAAAUACGUUUAGUUUGUGUUUGAGUGUUUAAUCUCUUAUAAAUAUGAGACAAAAUUUAAUUAUAAGAUACCAGUUACAAACAUUUUAAUAUAUUAUAUUAAUAACAUUUGCCACUUAUUUUGAAAGAUUGGCAAAAUGGCUCACACUUCCUCCCGAACAACUAUCGUAUUCCUUGUUGUUGCUUUGGUUAGUGCAUUCGUUCCUGCAUUCUCGGUAGAAGAAGCUGAAGCAAAAUCACUAUGGGAUACAUGUCUUCUUAAAAUCAGUCCAAAAUGUGCGUUGGAUAUAAUUGGUGUUGUCUUUGAAAAUUUAACCAUCACUGAUGCAUGCUGUCAUGAUCUUGUUCAAGAAGGAAAAAUGUGUCACGAUACUCUUAUCAAAUAUAUUGCUGAGAAGCCACACUUAGUUGCCCACGAAACAGAGUAUUUGACGAAAAGUGAUGCUUUGUGGACUCAUUGUGUCUCAAUUUCGCAAACUGCUUAAUAAUAUAUUAUGCAUGUAUUGUUCUGAUUAACAAAAAUUGUAUUCAACUAUCCUUAAAUUUUCUUUGAUCAAAAAUCGUGGAUCAAACAACAUGCAAUAUAAAAUGAACAUCAAGUGAAUCUCAUUCUAAAUGAAUCAAUACAAAUAAUAACUCAGCUGAAAAACAGUGCGCUAUCCAUACAAGAUUGUUAAACUAAUAACAAAACAUAUAUGAAUAAUUUCAAAAAUAAUUGCUUAAUUCGUUAGAUUUAACGUAUCUUUAAUUUUAAAAUUUAAUUUUCAUCUAAGAUGUCAAUCAUUAUUUUUACAUACUGAAAAAUAUCU